GCAUGUUUUGCAGACAGAGGCGGACAAAGAGAGAGAGAGAGAGGAAGGAAGAAGACACUGGCAUCAUGGAGGACAGCAACAGUGGCCGAGGCAGCGGUAGCUGCAGCGGUCGUGGCAGUAAUGGGCGAGGAGGAAGGCGCAGAGGACAAAGGGGAAGGAGAAGGGGUCGUGGGAGCAGCCAAGGGAGUCCACAACAACACAUGCCGCAACAGCAUGCACCGAAACAGCCACAGCAACAGCCGCAGCAGCGACGUCGCAUUGCAAACCGAUACAUGCAACAGCAAGGGUCGUGGCGAAAGGGCGAGGAGACACAGGACACAGCAAGCUAUGAUGUCGUGGAAGCUGUGCCAACCAGCGCUGCACAGGAGGAACAUUCCCUUGCCGCGAACGGCGAUGGCGAGCGGUGGUGCAUGUUGUGCUGCCACGUCAAGGCGCGGUGUCAACGCAUGUGCGCCGAGACAGAGGUGGCCAUGCGCAUGGAGAUCCCGGACGUGGAUGCGUUUGAGAAGGGCCGCGAUGGCCGUGCAGACACAGCCCUGUUUGUGAAGCGGUACUUACGUGACUCGGUUGGCGCCAGUGCACUUGACGCAAACGCCCCGACCUCCGUUCGACCGCCUCUCGUCUUGUGGCAAACAAUGCUCCACCUUCAACGCCACGCCAUCUCGCCUCAGCUCCAGAACGCUCGCAGUGCACCAGACUCCAGGCUUGUGCAGUGGUUUGAGUUUGUGGAUGACCGGCUUCGGGCCAUUCGCAAGGAUGUCAGGUGCCAGUCGGCAGGAUACAGUCUAGCGGUGCUAUCGGUGCUGCGCGACAUGAUGACGUUCUAUGUGACGGCGUGGGUGCACCUGCGGCGCGUGAAAGACUUCUCCAUGGGGCUCGUGGAUCGCGGAUAUUUGGACACAAUGUCUCUUUGGCUGCAAUUGGACGAACGCCGGGCGCACGACAUGGCGCAGCGAAGCACAGCAGGCACACACUACCGCUGUCCCCGUGACAGUGCAGCAUGUAUCGAGGCACAACGUGAGCUGCAGGCACAGGAAGCCUCGAUCACAGCCCCAUUUCACGAAUACCUUCUCUACCGUCCAACCGAUUCGAUGACCAUGGCACAAGCCCAAUCACACCCUGGAAAACUCGCCAUCGCCUUGUCCCUCAGGGAUGCAAUAGCAGCACGACCAAGACCGGUACCAGUACUGGUCAACUAUGCCCGAGCCGCGCGCUUGUUGGCUGCAGCGUCGCCUAUUGCCCGGUGCUGUCUCUGCCGACACAUUGGCCACAUCCGGGCCACCAUCCUUGCUGUCGUGAUGAAGGCAUUUACACUCACCAAGUCACCCUCACGCAUCUCUCUCGACGCCAUGGCACGCCUGUUGCUGUUCGCAUUGCCCGCAUCCGCCCCAGCAGCAGGUGAUGACAGCAAUGACGCUGAUGAUCCACCCACCACCUCCGCUGCGCGUGCACAGCUCAGAACUUUUCUUGCCGCAUUUGGGCUAGAGUGCUCGGAUGAUGGUGACGCCGUUGUCCUUGAUCGCGCAAACUACAAACAACCGGAGUUGGACCGAGUGCCGUGGUCCACCCCGGUGUGGAUUGAUGCGCCCGCUACAGCAGCAUGACACCACGCCUGACCACCAUGUGUGUGUGUGUGUGUGUGGUGUGUGUGUGUGUGUGUGUGUG
This is a messenger RNA of Salpingoeca rosetta, 1665 nucleotides long. RefSeq lists its product as uncharacterized. Gene Ontology annotation, biological process: mRNA export from nucleus. Lineage: Eukaryota; Choanoflagellata; Craspedida; Salpingoecidae. The record is from RefSeq and is a predicted model, not a curated record. The annotation marks the transcript as partial. Gene Ontology annotation, cellular component: transcription export complex 2; cytoplasm; nucleus. The transcript is spliced from 7 exons.